This is a messenger RNA of Dothidotthia symphoricarpi CBS 119687, 1141 nucleotides long. RefSeq lists its product as uncharacterized. The record is from RefSeq and is a predicted model, not a curated record. The transcript is spliced from 2 exons. The coding region runs from base 296 to 952 and encodes 218 amino acids. Lineage: Eukaryota; Fungi; Ascomycota; Dothideomycetes; Pleosporales; Dothidotthiaceae.
ACCACCGCCUCGCUCGUCUGUCGCCGACGUUGAACGCCCGCGACACAAUCACCACACACCGCUGCCCGAGACAGACGCUCAAUACACUCCACCGGCGACACCUCGUGGUGGAGCUCCCUUCGACACACCCUCAUCGCCAUCACUAACCAACUGGAACGACAUCGCCGAUUCUGAAGACCGCGACUUGCUGGGUGAUACAGAGCUUGACCUGGACGUCCGUGAAGACACUUCCCAGCAGUCCAUCAAGGACGAGCACCUGCCCCACAUAGACCCCUUCCCCGACCUCCAGUACGACAUGGCCGCCUCUCCCAGCGCCAAGCGCACCAUAGACACGUCCGCCACGACCGAAAUGGCUAUCUUCACGCACAACGUCGAGAGUCGGCUCAACAACUUCUGGCCUGAACUGCUGAAGCUCCAUGAAGCCCGACUCGCUGCGGAUGAGGCUUCCAAGAAACACGACGACACCCACACCCAUGUAGACGAGAUGCAAGCCAAGCUUGCUGACGUCCGCGCAAAUAGAGCCAAUUACCUCCACACCAUCGCGUCUGGAGCAGCCAUGCUCCAGUCGAAUCUCAAUGCCAUAGCUGCAGAUGAAGUCGAGUUGAGAGAAGCUGCUGAGCACAAGCACAAUCUGUUGAUUGAUGCCUUGGAGAAAGGCGAAACACGCCUGGCCGAGGAAGAAAUGCGACUCACCCAAGACCUCGCCACCAUUGCCGACGCGCGACACGCAUCGACCGAGUCGUCGACAAAGCAGGAGCAGGCCAAGGCUCGCGUGGUGCAGCUGGAGAAGGAAGCUCUGCAGGAGUUGGAACUUCUGACCAAUAAGCUGCACGACAUGAUCACCCACACGGCCCUCUAUGUCGUUGAGGGUGACAAUCACCGACCUCUCAAGGUGCCCAGAACCAACUCUCGCCUCCGCCGUGCCGAUCGCUCAGACUCAUCUCCGCGCUGAAUGGCAGUCCGGCUGGAUUUCCGGUGGCUGACACGAUUUACAAUUCACGAUCACGAUUUGACGAUUUGUACUGCCAUGGUUCUCGCUUUUUCAAAACUUGACGUCGCAUCGCAUGCUCCCCGUUGAAGGUGGAACUUGCGAGGAGAGCGGGUCGUGCUCUCCCUCGUUGCUUCCACACUGUUCGUCGUG